Messenger RNA from Solea solea (common sole), 4239 nucleotides. It is a transcript of the gene thap11, whose product is annotated as THAP domain containing 11. Gene Ontology annotation, biological process: regulation of transcription by RNA polymerase II. NCBI's taxonomy places the organism in Eukaryota, Metazoa, Chordata, Actinopteri, Pleuronectiformes, Soleidae. The transcript has a single exon. Bases 681 to 1538 code for a protein of 285 amino acids. The record is from RefSeq and is a predicted model, not a curated record. Gene Ontology annotation, cellular component: nucleoplasm. Gene Ontology annotation, molecular function: RNA polymerase II cis-regulatory region sequence-specific DNA binding.
UCACAUUAGUUUGUAAUACUUGGCCGAUUAAUAAAAAAUGACCAAUACCAAUUAUUUUAAAAAUGGCAAAUCAGCCUCGAUUAAUUGGUCUACCUUUAUUUAUGAAAGUAACAAAUUCAAAUCCAUGUAGUGUUUUAUGUGUGUGUGUAUGUGUCUAGAACAUUACUUUUUACUGGGGGAAAACAAACACACACACACACACACAGAUUUAAAUGUAAUUAAUUUCAUGUCCAAUUUGUAAUUUUUUCUCUCUAAAUAACAUGAUUUAAAUUGGCAUAAUAAUUUUUUCUGCUCUCAGCUGCGCUUUCACACUCUGACCAGCAAGGGUGCUAGAGGGCAGGCGGAGCAGGGAAGGAGGCGCAAAGGCUCACGGUAGUUUUAGUUCUCGGUGGCGGACGGUUGGUCUGAAAACACCGCGAACAACAACAAAACCGAACAUCCUAAAUAGAACACGGGGCUCGGAUCCGGUAGUAGCGUCCGCUGCGUGUACUGCAGGCUCGGCUGAGCUCGGGAGGAUUCCGUCGUCGCGCGGAGAACAUCGGCUUAGUUUGGGGUGUAAAAAUAAACAGGAAGUUGUUGUUAGCUUUGUGGGACGUGUAGUUCCGCUUGCAGGCCGCGGAGAGUAACAACAAUAAAUUAACCCGAGCUUCAGCAGCUUCAUCGCGGGCGCUGAGGUCAACAUGCCCGGCUUCACCUGCUGCGUGCCCGGCUGCUACAACAACUCGCACCGGGACCGGGAGCUGCGGUUCUACACGUUCCCCAAAGACCCUGCGAUGAGGGCGCAGUGGCUGAGGAACAUUUCCCGGGCCGGGGUCAGCGGCUGCUUCAGCACCUUCCAGCCCACCACGGGUCACCGAGUGUGCAGCGUGCACUUUCCCGGCGGGAGGAAAACAUACACCAUCAGAAUCCCGUCUCUUUUCCCACUCCGAGGCGUCAAUGAGCGCAGGAGUCGGCGGGGCAGAGGCAAGAAAACGUCCGCCGGGGUCCCCGCACCCGCCAGCGCCGCAGCCGCCGCUACAGCGAGCUCCGGGAUCAUGAUCACCAGCGUGCUGGGUAACACCGCGGGAGGAGCCGAGGGCACCAUAGGCGGCGAGGCGAGCGACGACACCAUCACCGUGGUUCAGAUUGGCCAUAACGGGGAGUAUCUGGGCACAGCGCGGCUGCCCGUCCCAGCGGAGGGGACGUGUAACACCGCGGCGGUGGGCAACACGGACGCGCUCACUGCCGCCGCCGCCGCCGACGACGCGCCGGUGGAAGGCGCCGCUGCUGCCGUUGCCGCUCUGCAGUUCGUCAGUUUGACCAGCAGCCCGCUGGACCACUCUUACUCCCUGACCACCGGGACAACGUCUGCCGAGCUCCUGCGGAAACUGAACGAGCAGCGGGACAUCAUCGCACUGAUGGAGGUGAAGAUGAAGGAGAUGAAGGCGACCAUCCGCCAGCUGCGGAUCUCCGAGGCUAAGCUGAAGGAGGAGGUGCGGGAGCGGGACCGGCUGUUGGUCGGGAAAGCGGUGGCUUUUCCCCCCCGGAAGAUGAUGUGAUCACCGGUCACUGAGAGAGCGACGAGUCGCUGCCCAGACUCUGAUUGAAAGACAGCGAUUCGAGACCUGUUUUUGUAUAAAACUACGAGCGAUGGCAGAUUAUUUUCUCCACGUAGAAGUUCAUCUUUCGUAGGCUUGAUGUGAAAAGAGUUGGCUGCCUAGAUUAGGUGCUGAUAGUUAUAAUCUCACUGCUAUUCUCGUAAAUCACACCAAUUUUCAACUGUUAACCUGCAGCCAAACUGAGGUCAAUAACACACAUUUCAUGAAUCCAUGUUAGGGACAUCGAUCCGACUACAUAUUUAUAACCACACUGAUGCUAGAAGUUGCCUUGAGUUGUAAAAAUAAAACAGCGUUAACAAAGUUUUUAUAAAAGAAAAUGAGAGCUACGUCCACACAACUUCAUCUUCAUUUGAUAAAUGGUUUGUCCCACCCUUAGGCUGCAGACUUAGAGGGUUUGAACAGUGAAGCCUAGGAAGUUUUUGGCCACCUGUAGAGCUCAGUUUGAGUGGAAGUCAAAAUGAGCUUCUAAAAACUUAAUUUGCAGUUGCCAGUGAAUCACUUCUACGGUAGUAGUCACCACUGGGAUUGACAACUUCCGUUUUUUUUAAAAGUCGGACAAAGCUUUGGUCACAAUCGCAACUCUCAUGACUUCAAAAUGAGAAUCUGUGGCCUGGAUUUGCACCUCUGCUUGUUUUAAAGAUCCAGUGUGUAAAAUUCUGGUGAUUUAUUUUUUCUUUUGCCAGAAAUUGCAAAUCGCCCAACGGUAGUAUUUGUUUUUUUUCUUUUAAAAUGAUUUCUAUCAGGUCUAUGGAGGCGGUCGUUUUAGACCACCAUGUUUUUACAGUAGCCCACAAUGGACAAAAACUAAAUGUCUUUUGUGUUUUGAUGCCAACUGAAGGCUACAAAGUUUAUCAAACACACCUGGAGGUGAAGAGUAAGGCAAAAGAUACUUUCAUACAACAUGCAAAUCAAUAAACAACAAAUGUUACUACAUUUUACACACUGUAUCUUUAAGGAAAAUUCCAAAUUCAUAUCACCACCAAUUUCUUUGUAAUCUGCAGUCUGCGUUUACUUUUUUGAGUUCUGAAAACCACCUGCGUCCAUGCAGGAAGUCUGUGGUGACAAGUAAGGACAAGGGAACAUCUGUUAUGACACGGACAACGAGGUGAAAGUCAAAGAAAGUGUUGACGGAGCUUCACAUCCAGAAUAUGUUGCCCUCCUGGCGUUAGGAGCUCACGUUGUUUUCAAAUGUCUCCCAUUUUCAGAGCUCAGAACUUAUGCAAUUUUAAAAUGGAAACAGUGGGAUGUAGCUUCAGAGGAUUGUCCUAGAACCACAAAACAACGUAACGUCAUCGCUGUAAAAUAUGACGAAUAUGGCGAUCUCACGUCGAAUAAUCUAGGGAACUGCCUUAAAGAAAGAAAGUGAACUAAAUACAGGUGUUAGUCUUGAUUUUAGUCGACUAAUAUCAUGUUGUGGUGUUGACUUAUUUUGUUUUGCUUAAUUUUGAAGUUGUAGCUUUAAUAUAGCGAGUACAGCAGAGAGUAGGUCUUUAUAUUCACAGUGAGAAAAGAAAACAGGUGACAAACUUGAGUUGGUAACACUUGAAUGAAUGAUGUUACAUGAUGAUGAUGAUAACCUAUUUACAUUAGUUUGAUUGAACCUAAUUAUGUUGAAAAGUUGUCAACCAUUUUCUCUUUUUAGUGGACUGUACUGGACCCUGGACCUGUACUGUGUGAACAUCAUAUGUUACUGGAUUAUUUCACCAGGGCAGUGUGUCCCAAGCCUUUUUUUUUAUACGAGGACCCACUUUUUAAAGAUGGCAAACUGUCGCAGCCCAAAUUAAACCAUUAAAGCAAAUUUGUUGCACAAUGUAGCAGCUACUUUACAGCCAUAUUUGUAACGCCUAACAUUAAAUGACAUUGAACAGGCAAACUGGUAAAUUAAUUAAAAUGUUAAUAAUACUUAAAAAUUCUGCUAAUUUGUUUGAGGACCCAAAUAAAAACAUCUAUGAGUUUUUUAAGUAAAGUUAAAGAAAAACGGCAUAAAUUUCUGAGAUUUAAAGUCAGAAUUCUGAGGGGAAAAAAAAUCAGAAUUCUGAGAUUAAAGUCAGAAUUUUUAGAAAAAAAGGUCAGAAUUUUUUGUUUUGUUUCUUUCUUUCAGAUUUUUGUUUGUUAACAAGUGGCCCUAACACUCUUCUGUACGACCCAGUCUUUGGGACUCAGUGCACUGGGUCAGGGUCAGGGUGCCCCCCGAUAGGGUUGCAUCGGGGGUACAGGACGGAGUGAAGGUCACAUGGAAUCUGCCAUAUUUUGCAUUUUGUAAAUGAAAAAACCCGGCGACACUUGUGAGUGUAUACUGCCCCCUACUGUUCUUUGUGAGUUUCAUCUUGCAGACGAGUUCCGUUGACUGCUGGUGCGUCAACAUCAAGCAGGCGCUGGGAACGUGAAGUAGCCAUAAUAUCGCAUAUGUGGAUGUAUUUGAGCAAGUAUAUCCCUGGCUCGUUUUUUGUAACCAAACACUAUUCGUCAUGGCACAGUUAUGGUGUUGUAACCCUGACUUUAUCUGAGAUGCCUUCGCAGUCGUUUGAGUUGCUCAAAAACAUCUGUGCAACAGAAAAAAGGACUUUAAAGAAUUCCUAUAAAACUUGAAAGGCCACUCGAAGAAUGAAAUCAUAUUAAAAAAAGUUGUUUCUUGAGGACA